GAACAAAUGUGUUAUCUCUAACUUCUGGCUACAGAAAAUUUAUGGUUGUAAUGACUCUGGUCUAUCUUUUCUGCAGCUCGCCCAGUUCACAAUAGGAGAAAAUGGUCCUCCUCUUUGAUAUCAAUUUAACUCCUCCCCAAGAGCAGGAUGAUGCAGGGAGGGAUCUGGAUCUCGACUUCAGUCCGCAUACUCCAGAACAUGCUGCUCAGCUAGGACAUGUUCCAGAAGAAGAACAGCAAGAACAAGAACAUGUUGCGGAGCCAGAACAGAUUCUAGAAGAAGAACAAGAACAUGCUGCGGAGCCAGAACAGAUUCUAGAAGAAGAACAAGAACAUGGUGUGCAGAGGCACCAUAAAGAUAUGCCGGAGAGUUAUAAAUUUGCUGCAUAUAUUGCAUUGAAAGCUCUAGGCAAUGAUAGACCCGUGGUGAAGGCGGAUAAAGAAAUUGUCGCUCAACUUUUGGGAAUAAGUCUUAGAUCUGUUGAGAAGACAUGGAAGAAGGCCAUAGAUCAAGAGGACAGAAAUGAAGUGCUUGAUUUCUCAAACAAGCGAAAAGGAAGGUGCGGAAGAAAGAGGAGAGAGCUUAAUCUCGCCGAAAGGGUGCCUAAAGUUCCACUAAACAAAAGGGGUACAUUGAGGGCGCUAGCAAGGUCCCUUGAUGUCCCUUUCUCGACACUACAAAGAAGGUUGGCAUGGGGCGAUUUAAGGCGCCAUACUAAUAGUCUGAAGCCAUAUCUAUCUUUGGAAAACAGACUUAGAAGACUUCUAUAUUGCAUCUCAAUGAUAGAUGAACCAUCAAUAACAGAUGCAAAGCUUAUCUUCAAAAUGAUGGGGAGCAUAAUGCAUAUGGAUGAAAAAUGGUUUGAUAUGACAAAGCGUAAUCGAACAUAUUACCUAACUCCAGAAGAACCGGAUCCAGUUCGCACAAUCCAUAACCAUAACAACAUCGGUAAGGUGAUGUUCCUAACUCUGGUUGCAAGACCAAGAUUUGAUGCACAAGGUAAUAUGACAUUUGACGGAAAGGUCGGAAUUUGGGCUUUUGUCAUAGAGGAUGUGGCCAAGUACAACUCAAAGUAUCAGACAAAAGGCGAUUUGAUGCUAAAGAAUCUCAAUGUUACUAGAGACGUGAUGCGGGAAUACCUCUGUGAGAAGGUAAUUCCAGCAAUUGUUGAAGUAUGGCCCGACGAUGGAGACGUGGGAACCAUAUGGAUACAACAGGACAAUGCAAGAACACAUGUUCUGCCUGAUGAUCCCAUUUUUCAAGCCGCCGUAAAAGCUUCAGGAUUGGAUAUUAGGUUGACUUUUCAACCUCCUAACUCCCCGGAUGUGAAUGUUCUGGAUCUCUGCUUCUUCAGUUCAAUCCAAUCCUUGGCAUUUGAGAGUGCACCUAAUAGUCUCAAAGAACUGAUAGAAUCAGUAGAACAAGCUUAUGAUGCAUAUGACGUGAAUACACUUGCCAAAGUGUAUGUCACCUUGCAGUCUGUCCUUGUGCAGAUUAUGAAAAACCAGGGUGGAAAUACAUACAAGCUAAUUCACAUGGGCAAGGACAAAAUGAUAAAAGAGGGAAACUUGCCUGACACACUAGAGGUUGAUAGUGAACUAUAUGAAGAAACCUUAAAGUUGAUAGAGGAAUAUGAGAAGCAACUAAAGGAGGAAGAGGAGAAAAAGAUCAAGGCUACACAAGCAAAGAAAGCAUCAAUGAGAAAAGGAAGAUCCCAAUUAAUUGUGGACGAUGACACUAUUAUCGCAGCAAAAGAAUAUAGCACAUGGUUGAAGGACCCAUCAAGCGUUAGCCGUCCAUGGCGUCGAGUCAAGACUAAACUUGACCUCAUCCGGGAAACACAAAUAGGCGAUUUUGAAGCUGCAAUACAGCCAAGCAUAGAAGAAGAGAAGCCUAAGCAGGAGAAGAGAAAGGGAAAACAACCAAUAAUAGAAGAAGAGAAGCCUAAGGAGAAGAAGAGGAUCAAGAGCAAACAAAUGUAAAGUACAAGCAUGGUAUAUUGCAACAAAUUGUAAAGGUGAAAGAUGGUCGUAAUUGUGUUGGCUGUAAAGUAUAAAGUAUAAGCAUGGAGUAUAUAAUUGGUCGACCAAGGAUAAGCUCGGCUAAGGAUGGCACAAACAAACAGCUAGUCCUCCUAAAAUAGCUAGCAUGAGUAGCUUGUUUAGUACAUGUAAUAGCUUGUUUAGUACAUUGAACAAGGUGAAAGAUGGCUGAAACAAGGUGGAGUAUAUAAUUGUGUUGGCUGUAAUUGUUUGAACAUUAUACGUGUAACCCAAAUCAGUAGGCAAGGAAAGAACUAGCAAUGGCAACACAAUGCCUGUCCAAACAAAAAUCAAACAGUGUAAUACACACUUCUAAACUGAGUAGUUAUCCAGCAGGAGUCGAUGGAUUGUCAAGUAUUAAAAGCGUACUAUGAUACAUUUGGUGGACAAAUAAAGGGAAUUUCAUUAAUAACAAGUAGCUGCAUAAUGAUGAUGGCAAGAGUUGUUACCAAAUGCCCAUAUUAAAUCUGAUGCUGUUUCAAACA
Messenger RNA from Lolium perenne, 2527 nucleotides. RefSeq lists its product as uncharacterized. Lineage: Eukaryota; Viridiplantae; Streptophyta; Magnoliopsida; Poales; Poaceae. The record is from RefSeq and is a predicted model, not a curated record. Gene Ontology annotation, molecular function: nucleic acid binding.